This is a messenger RNA of Ornithorhynchus anatinus (platypus), 1143 nucleotides long. RefSeq names its product homeobox D11 (gene HOXD11). Gene Ontology annotation, cellular component: nucleus. Gene Ontology annotation, molecular function: DNA-binding transcription factor activity, RNA polymerase II-specific; RNA polymerase II cis-regulatory region sequence-specific DNA binding. Lineage: Eukaryota; Metazoa; Chordata; Mammalia; Monotremata; Ornithorhynchidae. Bases 247 to 1134 code for a protein of 295 amino acids. The transcript is spliced from 3 exons. The record is from RefSeq and is a predicted model, not a curated record. Gene Ontology annotation, biological process: regulation of transcription by RNA polymerase II; anatomical structure development.
ACCGGCCGGCCCGCCCCCCACGCGGCUCCGGGGGCGUCUCGGCGCUCGGCUGAUAUAGAUAUAAGGACAUUUCUCCAUGGCGUCACGUGACAUAAUUACCACCAGAAUCAAUCAAGAUGAAUUGCACGUCAGCGCCCGGUGGGGAUUUUUUCUUAGUUGAUCCUGUCCAAAGCCUCUCGUGCGAUAGAUGGAUCUUGUCGAAGGCGCGGGGAUCUGCCGGUCGCCCGCCGCCGCCCCGACGAAGACAUGACCGAGUUUGACGACUGCGGCCCCGGCGCUGCCAACAUGUACCUGCCGGGCUGCGCCUACUACGUGGCCCCGUCGGACUUCCCCAGCAAGCCGUCGUUCCUGUCGCAGGCGUCGUCCUGCCAGAUGGCUUUCCCCUACUCGUCCAACCUGCCCCACGUCCAGCCCGUGCGCGAGGUGGCCUUCCGCGACUACGGCCUGGACCGCGGCAAGUGGCCCUACCGCGGGGGCUACGCGCCCUACUACGCGGCCGACGAGGUCAUGCCCCGGGACCUGCUGCCGCCGGCCGGACGCAGGCCCGAGGUGCUGUUCAAGGCGUCGGAGCCCGGGCUCGGCCCCUCGGCCGCCGCCGCCGCCGCCGCCGCCGCCGCCGCCUCCAACUUCUACAGCGCCGUGGGGCGCAACGGGAUCCUGCCCCAGGGCUUCGACCAGUUCUACGAGGCGGCGCCGGGCACCCCCUUCCAGCCUCCGCAGCCUCCGCAGCAGCCGCCGCCGGUGGAGCCCGACGGGGCCGCCGCCGACAGCGACCUCAAGCCCCUGCCCGGCGGCGACCCCUGCGGCAAGGCCACCUCCAGCCCCGACCCCAAGGGGGCGGCGGAGCGCGGCGGGGCCCCCUCCGGGGAGGCGGGGGCGGAGAAGGGCGGCGGCGCAGUCGCCCCCCAGCGAUCCCGGAAAAAGAGGUGCCCCUAUACCAAAUACCAGAUCCGAGAACUGGAACGGGAAUUUUUCUUCAACGUGUACAUAAACAAAGAGAAAAGACUGCAACUGUCCCGCAUGCUGAGCCUCAGUGACCGCCAAGUCAAAAUCUGGUUCCAGAACCGCAGGAUGAAAGAAAAGAAACUGAACAGAGAUCGACUCCAAUAUUUCACUGGAAACCCCUUGUUUUGAAAAAGCAAG